This is a messenger RNA of Eriocheir sinensis (Chinese mitten crab), 1402 nucleotides long. RefSeq names its product E3 ubiquitin-protein ligase arkadia-C-like. The record is from RefSeq and is a predicted model, not a curated record. The transcript has 2 exons. Lineage: Eukaryota; Metazoa; Arthropoda; Malacostraca; Decapoda; Varunidae. The coding region runs from base 78 to 998 and encodes 306 amino acids.
CAACAAUUUUCAGGUCAUCGCUGGCGUUCGUCGCGUCAACUCACGCUCUGCCGACGCCCACACACACACGUCCAGCCAUGAAGAGACGUCUGGCAGGCGGGAACACUCUGCGAUCCCUUCUGCUGCUGCUGCUGGUGAUGGCGCAGAACUGGGCAGUGGACGCCUCGCAAAAUCAGAGCUGCGCCGAGGCUGCCAUAGUGCUCGGGGAAGGGGAGGCCCGCAUCACGGCCGACCAAACAGGGGUUCAUAGUGUGUAUAUUUCCGAUGUCGUGUACCUGUGGCCCGAGGAAGGCUUCAUGGGCGUGGGUGUGCAGGCUCUCGUCGACACCGCCACAGGACCGGUGAGCGUGGCCGCGUGGUUCCCCGAGGACAUGUUCCCCGACGUCACCAAAGCCGCCUGGUGGGAGUUGAGGGUGUAUGUGAUUCGCGACAGUAACCAUGUGUUCUUCAAUGUAUACCUUGGUGAUAGUCGGAAGGCGUGUCUCUCUAGGGUCACCUUUAACAGCCUACAGAGUGUGGAGGUGGUGGGUUACGGUGCGUCGCGAUGGAGACACGACACACCACCACCUGGCUGUCCCUAUCGAGGAUAUAACCGCUCAGCGCCCUUUCCAGAAUCAUUCACUUGCACGGCGCCCCCAAUCAUCCCACCAGCCACUACAUGCCCGCCCACUACACCCCCGCCCACUACACCCCCGCCCACUACUUGCCCGCCCACUACUUGCCCGCCCACUACACCCCCGCCCACUACACCCCCGCCCACUACACCCCCGCCCACUACAGCCCAACCCACCCCAGAGGCCACUACAUGCCCGCCCAUUCCAGUGGAGGUGUCGGAGAUGAUGGCAGUUUUGACCGUGAUGAUUGGAGACAUGUACCACACCCUACAGCGUCUCGAAGCGGGUCUGAAAGCGGCCCGGGUUCCUGCCUGGCCCGGCAAACACCACGCCCGGCCGCGCCCUCAGCCAGUCCGCCACAGCCCGGCCUCCACGAGAAAUUAGGAGCAAUCACAGCGCUGAGCCAGGCUGCCCGCUGCUGACGUCACUGCUUAGACUAUAUACACAGUUGUACUACGGGCUGCUUCUGGGCGGCAUAUUUCCCAAGUCUCUUACGGUUCAGCAUAAGGAGAAAUUAGGAGCAAUCACAGCGCUGAGCCAGGCUGCCCGCUGCUGACGUCACUGCUUAGACUAUAUACACAGUUGUACUACGGGCUGCUUCUGGGCGGCAUAUUUCCCAAGUCUCUUACGGUUCAGCAUAAGGAGAAAUUAGGAGCAAUCACAGCGCUGAGCCAGGCUGCCCGCUGCUGACGUCACUGCUUAGACUAUAUACACAGUUGUAUCACAUAUACGCCCCGUGAUUGUCUCCAUGUAUCUCCCUUAAGGACAAUAAACAGCCAUAGAAUAUA